This is a messenger RNA of Gigantopelta aegis, 2678 nucleotides long. Its product is annotated as leucine-rich repeat-containing protein 74A-like. NCBI's taxonomy places the organism in Eukaryota, Metazoa, Mollusca, Gastropoda, Neomphalida, Peltospiridae. The coding region runs from base 332 to 1882 and encodes 516 amino acids. The transcript has 13 exons. Gene Ontology annotation, molecular function: protein binding; calcium ion binding. The record is from RefSeq and is a predicted model, not a curated record.
UCUAAAAGUGUAAUAAGCACCGGGCCAGGCCUGUAGUACUCUUGACCGUUGAUAACAUCUUGCAGACACUGCAUGGAGUUCUGAUGAACACUGAUAAACACCAUAACGUCUAACAACAUCGUUUUGUGCCAUUCCAACUUCACGCAUACUAAUCGCUCGAAGAGAAGCGUGACAUCACGUUGAUGACAAUCAGAUACUACCAAAAUUGUUUUUCUGAGUGAUGACAAGCCAUACAGGAGCACGUGACCCGAAAUGCGCACAAGGCAAGUUCUGCUCAUAAAGCAUGCAUAGCACGUGAAUUCACAGAACAUCUUUGGAAUAUCGAAAGGAAAUGGUUACACAAUCAUUUUGUGAACGUUUCAUGACCAGACUUCAAGUAAAUUUAAUUCUGUAUACAUUCAUUUGGUGCACAGCAACGUUUUUCUUCCGGAUUAUAUAUAUACGGCGGAGAAGUAACAGCACGACCUCGAGCCGCUGGGAGAGUCGUGAACAGCGCCUGAUGUCGGCGCGCCAGGAGGACGCGGCUCUGGUCUCCAGACCGGCCAGCAGCAACAAGGAGACGAGGGAGCUGGAGAAGAAGGAGGAGGAACUCGACUCGGCGCUCGACCUCUCGUGUGACAUGCCCCUGUACGACCAGACUGGUUUAAGAACGUACGAUAAAGCCUGCCAGAAAGUGGGCGUCAACCCCGUGUCGAGUUGUCGUAAAAGUCUGGUCAAGUCGGAAGCUCUGGAUCUGCAGUACUACGGACUGGGACCUCGUGGUACCAUGACGGUUGCCAUGGCGUUGUUGAUAAACCAACAGAUUACGAUCGUUAACCUCAAGGCCAAUGACCUGUCUGCUGAAGGAGGGCUGUACAUACAGAGGAUGAUGGAAGAUAACUCAACUAUCACACACCUCAACAUUGCUGAGAACAAACUAGGAACGCAAGGUGCUUUCAGUGUCGGUGAGAUUUUACGAAAUAACAAGGUGAUCAAACAUCUCGAUGUAUCAGGAAACAAAUUUACAGAUUCUGAUGCAAUUCAUAUUGCCAAAGCAGUUGAGGAUCACCAGGAAUUAGCAACAUUAAUUCUGAGUCAUAACCAAUUUGGUGAUUUGUCGUCAGGCACAUUUGAACAUAUGAUAGCUGAAAACGGUUCUCUCCACAAACUUGACCUGAGUUGGAAUCAUUUUCGAGGUCCUGGGGCGAAGAGAAUUGCACAAGGCUUAUCCGAAAAUGUCUGCAUUCGUUGUUUCUGUGGAUCGUGGAAUGGGUUUGAGGACGAGGGUGCGAUUGCUAUUGCGUCUGCGCUGGAACACAACUCGGUCCUCGAGGAACUGGAUGUUUCCUGUAACAGGAUUGGUCCGAAGGGCUACCUAGAGCUCAUUCAGGCGUUGGACAAAAACGACACGUUGGAAAUCUUACGGGUUGGAAGAAACUACAUCACGGAUGAAGCAGCUACAGCCGGCGUUGAGCUGCUGACGAGGAUGGACGGGGUCAGACUAAAACAGUUAGAUCUCUCGGACGUGAUUUUACUAGACGAGUUCGAGGACACGCUGUCGGCGCUGUACGACUCGCACCCCGAGCUGGAGGUCGCGUACGGCUACAGCCACUCGUACGGCAAGCGCAAGAUGAAGACCUACAACGUCGUGGAGGAGGCGCUCUCCAUCAUCCACGAGUACCUCCGAAUACACGACAUGACGAUGGCCGAACUCUUCAGUCGAUUCGACGCAGACGGCAGCAUGAGCGUCACGCACGACGAAUUCAAAGAAGGGUUGAAGGAAGCAGCAAUCCCGUUGUCCGAGGACCAGGUAGCUGACCUUAUAAUAGGUCUCGAUAGAGAUGGUGAUGGCGAAAUCGACUUCAGUGAGAUGGUAAUAACAAAUCAAGAAACCAUGGGUUGAAACAACGGAAUCUGACCGGCCAUGUCUGGUUUAUUUAAACAAAGACAAUACAUUUUGUGAUGUUGUUAUUUUCUUCAGAAAUGGUUUAAUAAGAAAAUAAAUAUAUCAACAACUAUUUGAACUGAACUUUGGAAUAUGUAUACAAUUCGCAUAUGACAUGGCUCUUUAAAGUCAAAACAGGAAAUAAACGGACGUUUGAGUUAUUCAGUAUUAUCUAAAUAUAUUGCACAUAAUGGCUGAAGUGUUCUAAAUACAUUGGACUGCUCUAGUCUAUAAUACUGUCACCCAAUACCCGAUGUGUAUUUUUGUGCUGGGGUGUCGUUAAACGUUCGUAAUAAUCUGUGGAAAUUCUUGCUUGUGCAUAUUGAUGAAAAUUCAUUGGACACAUUAUAUUUUCUUUAUCACAUUUUGAGAAUAUCUGUCUCUGAAUUGUGAGGAUACAAGAUUCAUAAAAGGCGUUAAUACUUUGCCAGGACUAUCGAAGACGUCAAACAGUGUGUGCCACAUAAGACAAAUGAAGUACACAACGAGUGGAUGCCUUAACAUACAUGCAUGUAUAUGUGUGACUUUAUAUGUUUAAACAAAAUAACUCUUGGGAAAAGAGCAUGUGAAAUAAAUCAUUUGUGAAAGACAUCAUUGUACAAUGUUCCGAUUUUGAUUGCUAAUGCGGUUUUAUUACUUCGCCUGAUACACACUUAGUGCUAGCACUGUUAAAAGACUGACGGCAUUUGAAUUUCUGCAGCCAUGUUUGAAUCAUGUGUUUUAAAAAAUAUUAAACUAAAUUUUUUAGAGACGA